This is a messenger RNA of Schistosoma bovis, 1848 nucleotides long. The record is from the annotation of a GenBank genome assembly. NCBI's taxonomy places the organism in Eukaryota, Metazoa, Platyhelminthes, Trematoda, Strigeidida, Schistosomatidae.
CAGGUAUUGGAUAUUGUAUGAAAGCUAAAGUUCAAACGGUAGCGUUGCAAUGGUCCGCAAAUUAAAGUAUCACGAACGAAAAUUGCUAAAGAAGGUCGACUUUAUUAACUGGGAAUGUGACAAUAACUUACAUGAAGUUAAAAUUAUGCGACUGUUUCACGUCCAGAAACGCGAAGACUACACACUUUACAAUAAACUCUCUCGAAAAAUCAGAGAAAUUGCGGAAAAACUUAAGAAUAUCAAUGAAAACGAUCCUUGGAGGGCAGAAAUGACUGAACUACUGACAGCAAAGUUACACAACUUAGGUUUGAUACCAACAAAAAGGAGUCUUAUGUUAGCGUCGAAAGUCAAUGCCUCUUCAUUUUGUCGAAGACGGCUUUCAGUUAUUGUAAUGCGUUCAAAAAUGGCAGAAACAAUGAAAGCAGCUGUGACAUUUGUUGAGCAAGGACAUGUUCGUGUGGGCCCAGAUAUCAUACGAGACCCAGCAUAUCUAGUUACAAGUUCAAUAGUAAACUGUUGUUUUUGAGAUGCAGAAAACUGUCUCAGAGAUUCUUUGUACCUGUCUUGUAUUAUUUCGAAGGAUUCACAGAGAUUAUCUGCAAACAGGCUGCAGCUUGCUACAAGAUAUAUGAAAAUUUUCCUGGUUAUGAACUUCGGUUAAGCGAAUACAUAUGAAUAUAUUUUUCCAAUAUAUCUAACAUUAACUGUAUGAUUGAAGAUUCAGUCAGUUGUAAGCAACACAGAAACUGGCACAUAUCUGUUCAAGUUGCCACACAUAUGCAUAAUAAGAUGAGUACUAAAGUAGUAAAUGUAGCAGUAGUGACGGUGAAAAAAAAAUAGAUAUAGAGAAUAUAAUUCGCGAAAAAUGAAUGACUUUGCAGAACGAAAGGUUUAAAAUAGUUUGAGGACUCAAUCUAGGAGAAAGACGUAGUAUAAACUCGUCGACGAUGUUGCUGUCAGUUCUGAGUUAAGUCACCAGCCACUAGUCACAAUGAUCACUUGAACCCCAGACAGGUGGUCUACAUUUCCAGAAAAAGGCUCAAUCUAAAAUUCAGUGGCCUUAUGGACCUAUAACAUGUCUUAGUCUGGCUACCCUUAGUUUUCUUCCAGCCAAUUGUUAUGCCUAUGAUUAACUAUUUGAAUUGUAUUUGUAAUAAGAACUGAUUACGAUACUGUUAGUUUUCUACUGUAUACCUUAAACAACAUAAUACAUCUAGCUGAAUGAGAUUUGUAUGGGUUGUGAUCUCUACCUGGACCAUAGAUUUUUAUAAUUUUUCUCUCUUAUUAGUCCAUUAGUACUGUCAUCUUAUUUCCUAUGAAUCGUUUGUGGGUGCCCUGUUGUACCACGUAUUUGGUCAUGAGAAAAAAGACAUUUCAUGUAUCAAAUCACAUUAUUGCUGUAGUCAUUACUGACGAAUCCCAAGCAUUGAAUCGUGUGGCUAACAUGUUAGUCCGUUUUUAUUUCCAAAUUUGCCGGCAGAUCUAUGGAAGACUAUAUAACUUGGGGAUCUCGAUCGAAAAUUCAUAAACGAAUUGAGGAUUAUAAUGGAUUGCGAGAUGAUUAUGAUGAUGUGUGACAAAUUGUGAGUAUAUAGUACUAUACAUAAAUCAUUAUGACUACAAGUUAUAUAUUUUCUUGGAAUAUAUAAUUGAAAUUACUCCUUCGAAAAUUCUUGAGUUUUUACUGCAGAUUCAUGCCAAGUUCGCUAUUUCGGACGUAAGAAAUACAAAGGUCUUACCGCCAUCCGACAAAAUUACCAACACACUGUCGCUCAAAUCUGUAAAUUUUCGUGAACUCUUUGACUUGUGUAAUCUUUAUAGUGUAGUGUAGGUGAUCGUAAUAUAAUG